Messenger RNA from Engraulis encrasicolus (European anchovy), 5137 nucleotides. RefSeq names its product USP6 N-terminal-like protein. Bases 472 to 2937 code for a protein of 821 amino acids. The record is from RefSeq and is a predicted model, not a curated record. The transcript has 14 exons. NCBI's taxonomy places the organism in Eukaryota, Metazoa, Chordata, Actinopteri, Clupeiformes, Engraulidae.
CACUGUUCUCACCAAGCUGCGUUUGCCAAAUGGGGAUUCCAUUCAGCUUCACACAAACCACUGCAGCGGGUUCAAGUCAAAAGAGACCACACCCACUAUUCGUUGGCUGCCUGCUUCAUGAUGUUCGGAGCACACGGAAUCUAAACAGUGAAGUGUUGGUAGAGAAGUGAACUAAAACGGAACAUACAGCCAGCCCGGUUACGUUUUAUGUAGCACCGUGCGAAGAUUACACAGCAGCUGCUUUGAACAAGGCUGUCGCUCGUGGCAUUCCGACAGCUGUGGUUCGUGGUAUGUGGGGCGAAUGUUUCUCUGUUGUCUGAAGAAGUCAGCAAUGAGCAUCCUGGCUCACAUCGCUGUCACACGGAGCUAGCCACCUCCAACAUUAUUCAUUUACAAGCGACGAAAGAAUGAAAAGAGACCAUUGUCUUCCUGCCUGUGAAGUGCAGAAAGAAAAUCCCCAGAGAUUCUGAGAUGAAGAAGGACAUUGACACGUUAAUAGCCGAGGAACGAGCGGAAAUCAUCUCAAAGUAUGAGAAGGGUAGACACAAGGAUCUUCAGAUCGACCCUUGGGAGGAUGGAGACUUCAGCAUCUUCAAGUUCACCGACCGCUUUGGUUUCAAACAUGAGCAGGAGCUUCCAACACGAAGUGCGGUGGAGGAGAAGCAAAGGCUACAGGAGGUGGAACGAGUGGACAAGUGGCUGAAGAUGGUGAAGAAAUGGGACAAGUACAGGAACAGUGAUAAGAUGAUGAAGCGUGUGUAUAAGGGUAUUCCUCUUCAGCUGCGUGGUCAGGCCUGGUCCCUGCUGUUGGACGUGGAGCGGGUCAAGCAGGAGAACACGGGCAAAUACGAGAGAAUGAAGGAGCAGGCCAGCAACUUCUCCACGGAGAUCAAGCAAAUCGACCUGGACGUCAACCGCACCUUCAGAAACCACAUCAUGUUCAUGGAGCGCUUUGGAGUCAAGCAACAAGCCCUGUUUCAUGUGCUGGCAGCAUACUCUGUGUACAACACGGAGGUGAGCUACUGCCAGGGCAUGAGCCAGAUCGCGGCCAUCCUGCUCAUGUACAUGAAUGAGGAGGACGCCUUCUGGGCCCUCUCCCAGCUCCUGACCAAUCAGAAGCAUGCCAUGCAUGGCUUCUUCAUCCCGGGUUUCCCCAAGCUCCAGCGCUUCCAGACCCACCACGAGCAGAUCCUGGCCAAGCUCAUGCCCAAGUUGAAGAAACAUCUGGAGCGGGAGCAGAUGAUGACUGGGAUCUAUACUACCAAGUGGUUCUUGCAGUGCUUCAUCGACAGGACCCCGUUCACGUUGACCUUGCGGCUGUGGGACAUCUACAUCCUGGAGGGGGAGCGCGUGCUGACGGCCAUGGCCUACACGGCCCUCAAGCUGCACAAGAAGCGUCUUGUGAAGAUGUGUCUGGAGGACCUGCGGGAGUUCCUCCAGGAGGAGAUCGCCACCUCCUACUGCACCACAGACGACCUGGUCAUCGAACAGCUGCAGGCCUCCAUGGCCGAACUACGCAGGAUGAAGCUGGACCUGCCUCCUCCAGCAAAGGGAGAUGAGCAGCCCAAGAGGCCACUGGGCCAGGAGCGUCCUCUUCCUGUUCUCCUGAUCCCAGUACAGCCCCCUACCGUCCCCCCUCAGUCAAAAGGCCCGAUCCCCGUGCCCAUCCCUAAGCCUCCCCAUCAGGGCACCAUCACUUCUGACACAACCCCCCCUCCUCCCACCGCACCCCAGCCAGAGCAGCCCCAUCCCCAGCCGGUCUUACCCUCACCUGACCCGGUGAUGGUGCACAACCAGUCCCUGCUGGCGCGAGUGCCGGAGCGGAUGGAGGAGCAGCCCCUGCCUCCCCACCUGUCUACAAAGCCACCCAGUAGCGCAGUGUUGGGAGCAGCCGGUGGUGAUCCACCACCACCACCACCACCACCACAGGACUCAGAGGACCCCUCAGGCACCUGCGAGUGGCCCCCGCCCCCUGUUCAGCCCUUGGACCUGAACAGGCGCAGCGUGGACUCUCUGGACUUCCCCGAUCUCCCCCCUCCACCGCCCAUCUACGCUGACAGCCCACCGGCACCACCCUCGACAACUGCCCCUGCUCCUGCUGCUGCGUGUCCAGGCUUCCCCACCGGCUCCGGUCCGGGGCCCCUGGAGCUCAUCGUGGAGGAGCCGGGGGCCCGCAUCGCCCGGCUCACCCACCCUUUCCCCACCAGCCUGGGGGUGCCCUCCCCCGCAGGCAACCGCCGGCCCUCGGCUACCUCGCAGUAUGACAACCUGUCGGAGGCCAGCAACCUGUCGGAGCCCCUGGUGGACACGGAGGACGAGGAGGAGGACCGGCAGCUGCAGAGGCUGCUGAGGCAGGCGGCCAACCUGCCCAGCAGCGCCACCAAAUCGGGCUACGACGCUCAGGAAAGCCUGGGGAUCCGCUCCGGCCUGGUACCUCGCCUGGAGGACUUCUCCACGUACCCUCCGCCACCGCCUGGUUUCUGUGGUCUUGAGGAGCAGGAAAGGUCAGCGGACCGCCCUCCACCUCCCUCAGGCUACCACACCCCACCGCCCCCACAGCUGCCCCAGGAGCUGGAGUACCAGGGCCAGGACGGCUGGGUCACGCCAGACUCCGUCUUCCCCGUGCCCCCUCCGUGUUUCGCUGACCGCCUCAGCUCCCUUCCCCCACUCCCCACACUACCCACCAGCGCCUCCUCCCCCAGGCCCUGCCACCACUCGGCCAGCCGAGAGGCAGUGCGGCUGGGGGCUCACAUCCACCGCAGCCCCCCCUCGGAGCAGCGGUCGGCCACCGGGCCACCGGGCGGACCUCCGCCCACCUCCCUCAAACCCAACAGACAGCCACCAGCAGCUGGGGUGCGGGUGGCGCUGACGCCAGACACGGACUUCUACCGCCUCCAUGCGCAGAACCAUCACCUGCCAAAGUCAGUAACCUUCUAAAAAGCCAUAUGAACAUCAAUGAGAACAACCAGUUACCUUCAUUUCAUAUAGACAUAUGGACAACAAUCACCGGACAAAGACGGUGACUUUCUAGAAGCCAUAUGAACAAUACCCAUGAACAAUUUCUUUUGUUUCAUAUUAACAAACUUGGAUAUUGCUUGAUAAAUUCUUACAAAACAUUUUCCAAAGUUCACAUUCGAAAGAGCCAUAUGGUCACCAAUGACCAACAAUUACCUUCGUUUUAUAUGAUCUGAACAUUAUGGACUUCUGGGUUACAUGUGACGUUAUGUUUCCAAAGAUUGGUUGUGUUCUGUUCUGUGUUCUGUGCUUUGUUUUGUAUUUGGCUGCUUUUGUUACUUUGGUUUGUAUAGACAUAUUUUCUUUUCUUUUUUAACCUUGGGAUCAAAAAGUUUUAUAAAAUAUUUUUCGUUCAGAAGCUGGACUUGUAUGAAGGACAUAUUUAAUAGUAAGACUUGAGCGUCUUCCAAAACGUUUGUAUUAUUCUUAUUCUUUGGUGUAUGCGUGCAUGUUUUUGUGUUCUUGCAUGCUGAGGAUGGGGUUGAGUGCAUCCUAGUGCAAGUCAAGUCCCUUUAAGCAGUAUUACUGUCAGCAACAGCACUGGGAAAUUAGCCCAUCUCCAUGUUCCAAAAAGAUGGUUUAGUCGACUCGCAACCCAACUCAAGCUAAGUUAACUCGGCAUGAGUAGUCAACUUCCUAAUAAAAAAUAAUUUCAAUUUCGUCCUUCAACGAAAACAAAACCACAGGGCUUCUCUUUUCCUAGAAUUACAAAUUCCUCAAGGUUAACAUAGCCUGCACAGUAUUCCAAGUAUGUGGGUUAGUGUCUAAGCCAGCUAUGAUGACUGAGAGAAUGUGGUAGCUAUCUAAGAGAAGGCCCUUAUGAGUCUAUUUGCUUUGAGAGAGAAGCCUUACGGGUGAAAGAGCCCUUAAGAGUUGUGUAAAGUACAAGUACUCUUACAUGUGUAAUUACUAUUAGUAGUAUGAUAUUGCAGUUAAGACCAUGCAAUAUCAUACCACAAGUGUUGUAAUUACACCUGUAAGAGUACUUACUUCUACUUUAUACAGCUCUGCAUGCCCUCUACUAGUUGAUCUACCACCAGCCCAGAGUUGACACACCUAGUUAAGUAGCUAAACCUGCUUUCUAAAGUAACCCAGAGUCCUCCCAGUUUCCUUCUCCUCCCAUAACUGCCAGCCAGCCUGGAGCUGUUAGUGCAGCCAAAGCCCCAACCUCAGCCCCAGUGUCAGCCGCCUCACCACUGACGUUAUAGACACCAGCCCCAUGCCAGCUCUCCUGUGCUGGUCUACUUACACGUACCGACCGUACGUUACACCCAGAGCACUGUUGCUUUUUCUUACGCACCUUUUGUGUCAUGGAAGUCACACCUUUAAAAAGAACACACACACAUGCGCGCGCACUCAAACACACACCACACCAAGCACGCCAAAAACCUAAUCUGCUCACACUUCCUGUUUGAGAGUGUGUCAACGAUGAGCAAUACUUCCUGAGUCCUGCCGUCAUUCUCCUUUUUGUUUGUUUUGGUGUCACCUUCAAUUGUGAAUACAGCAUCUUUGUAAAACUUCAGCUUUUUUGAUACUUCAGUGAGUUUUGUUUAAAAGGAAUACUGUAAGCCAAAUGUACAGACCUAAGACAGUGGUGUAAUAUAUACUGUAUCUAUGAAGAGACGUUUAAAUAUCAGGUAUAUCAACAGGGGCACCUUUUAUGUGAAAGCAAGGCUUUAAAGCUGGGACUGACCCAGAUUGAGUCGUAGAUGGAUGGAUAUCUGUUGUACCCAUGCAUGCUGCCAUUUAUGUGUGAAGUUCCACACGGGAGUAACAGCCAAGUGCCAUUUCUGAAGCAAUAUCGCCAUCUGGUGGACGUUCAUAAACACGUUUACUUUAAACUUUUUUUUUUCUUUUUGCUUUUCUUUUAAUUUUGUUCCUUAUGAAGGUUAGUUGAUGCUUUAUUAUUUGUAAUUUAUACUACUAUGUUUUUGUUACUACUUUUGUAUCCCUGUUUGUUUUGCGUGUAAUGGAAGUAUUUAAGUUUUCAGCAUGAGUGUCUCAGGUUCAUCCUUGUGUGAAGGAAGAGAGGAGCUCCAAGCCAAAGGCCAAAGGCUUUCCUCUGAUCUCUUGAAUGGUGUUAUUACUUUAAGAAGGAAAAAAAGACAAAAGCUCAACUCCU